Vanderwaltozyma polyspora DSM 70294 is the source of this 1107-nucleotide messenger RNA. It is a transcript of the gene RBG1, whose product is annotated as GTP-binding protein RBG1. The record is from RefSeq and is a predicted model, not a curated record. Gene Ontology annotation, cellular component: cytoplasm. Bases 1 to 1107 code for a protein of 368 amino acids. Gene Ontology annotation, molecular function: GTP binding; GTPase activity. NCBI's taxonomy places the organism in Eukaryota, Fungi, Ascomycota, Saccharomycetes, Saccharomycetales, Saccharomycetaceae. Gene Ontology annotation, biological process: cytoplasmic translation. The transcript has a single exon.
AUGUCUACCACAGUGGAAAAAAUUAAAUCCAUCGAAGAUGAGAUGGCUAGAACCCAAAAAAAUAAAGCUACCGAAUUCCAUCUGGGUCAAUUGAAGGCUAAACUAGCUAAAUUGAGAAGGGAAUUGUUAACCAGUAAUGCAUCCUCAGGUGGUGGUGGUGGUGUUGGUUUCGAUGUCGCCAGAACAGGUGUAGCAUCCGUUGGUUUUGUCGGUUUCCCCUCCGUUGGUAAAUCGACUCUGCUGUCAAAAUUGACAGGUACCGAAUCAGAAGCUGCUGAAUAUGAAUUCACAACUUUGGUUACUGUCCCUGGUGUUAUUCGUUAUAAAGGUGCCAAGAUCCAAAUGUUGGAUUUGCCAGGUAUCAUUGACGGUGCUAAAGAUGGUCGUGGUCGUGGUAAGCAAGUUAUUGCCGUCGCAAGAACUUGUAACCUAUUGUUCAUCGUCUUGGAUGUUAAUAAACCUUUGCAUCAUAAACAGAUUAUAGAAAAAGAAUUGGAAGGUGUGGGUAUUCGUUUGAACAAGUCCCCUCCUGAUGUCAUCAUUAAGAAAAAGGAGAAAGGUGGUAUUUCAAUCACCAGCACCGUUAACUUGACCCAUUUAAGUCAUGAUGAAAUUAGAGCUGUAAUGAGUGAGUAUAGAAUUAACAGUGCAGAAAUUUCUUUCAGAUGCGAUGCUACCGUUGAUGACUUAAUCGAUGUCCUUGAAGCUCCUUCAAGAAGAUAUAUGCCUGCCAUUUACGUUUUGAACAAGAUUGAUUCUUUAUCAUUGGAAGAAUUGGAAUUGUUAUAUAGAAUCCCAAAUGCCGUUCCUAUUUCUUCAGGUAGAGAAUGGAAUCUGGAUGAACUAUUAGAAGUCAUGUGGGAUAGAUUAAAUUUGGUUAGAGUUUAUACAAAACCAAAGGGUAAAAUACCAGAUUUCACAGAUCCAGUCGUGUUGAGAUCUGACCGUUGUUCUGUUAAGGACUUCUGUAACCAAAUUCACAAAUCUUUAGUCGAUGAGUUUAGAAAUGCAUUAGUUUUUGGUAGUAGUGUUAAGCACCAACCUCAAUACGUUGGUUUGAAUCAUGUGCUAGAAGAUGAAGAUGUCGUAACUAUCUUAAAGAAAUAA